Molecule: messenger RNA, 855 nt
Organism: Linum trigynum
Lineage: Eukaryota; Viridiplantae; Streptophyta; Magnoliopsida; Malpighiales; Linaceae
Source: the annotation of a GenBank genome assembly
CCUCAAGCCUUGGCACAUAUAAUAACAUAGCCAGGUUCUAUUUAAACACCCUUCCACGGGCAUUGAAGGACAUCACUCAAUCUACAAGCUUCUUCUUGAUUAUUUGUGACAAUUAUUUGUGACAGUUUAUCUCUCUCGAUACGUUCGUCAAUUUGGGAUGGGAAAAAUGCAAACUCUCCUUCAGUUGAGCCUAUUGUUGGCUCUCACUUUCUGCCAGCUCACAAUUGCCUCUGACCCUGCAUCUCUUCAGGAUUUCUGUGUCGCAGAUAGAAACAAUCAAGUGAAAAUGAACGGAUUUGCUUGCAAGAAUCCUGCGAUGGUCCAAGCCAACGAUUUCUCUUUCACCGGGUUGCAUAUUCCCGGAAAUACCCGUAAUGCUAUUGGUUCUGCAGUCACAGCUGCCACCGUGACUCAGAUUCCUGGUCUCAAUACCUUAGGCAUCUCAAUGGCGCGUAUUGACUUAGUGCCAUGGGGUAUCAAUCCUCCUCACACUCAUCCAAGAGCUACCGAGAUUCUCACCGUCAUUGAAGGCUCUCUGGAAGUAGGAUUCGUCACAUCAAACCCUGAUAAUCGUCUUAUCUCAAAGAUUCUCCAAAAGGGUGAUGUAUUUGUCUUCCCAAUCGGGUUGAUUCACUUCCAACGCAACGUUGGACAUGGUAAUGUUGUGGCCAUUGCUACACUAAGCAGCCAAAACCCAGGAGUUAUCACUAUAGCUAACUCCAUCUUUGGGUCAAAGCCAGACAUUUCUACUGACAUUCUUGCAAAGGCAUUCCAAGUGGACAAGAGCAUUGUGCAGAAGAUCCAAUGGAGGUUCUAGGAAGUAUGUGGGAUGUUUCAUAAAAUUAUGGUUAUUUG